Lactuca saligna is the source of this 741-nucleotide messenger RNA. NCBI's taxonomy places the organism in Eukaryota, Viridiplantae, Streptophyta, Magnoliopsida, Asterales, Asteraceae. The record is from the annotation of a GenBank genome assembly.
AUGGAAGCAAUGCACCUCCGUAGCAUCUCCAUCUUCCUCCUCCUUUCUCUCGUCCUCUUCCAUGUCGUCUCCGCCACCACCAUUAUGAUGAUUAACAAGUGCCCCCACCCAGUUUGGCCCGGAAUCCAACCCGGUGCCGGACAGCCAGUCCUCGCACGCGGCGGUUUCAAACUCCCCCCUAAAAGAUCCUACACUCUCUUCCUCCCACCCGCCUGGUCCGGCCGUCUUUGGGGCCGUGAAGGCUGCGCCUUCGACGCUUCCGGCCGAGGAAAAUGCUCUACAGGAGACUGCGGUGGGUCACUCUACUGCAACGGCAUGGGUGGUACCCCACCGGCGACUUUAGCCGAAAUCACCCUCACCGCAGAACAGGACUUCUACGACGUCAGUCUCGUCGACGGGUACAACAUUCCGAUAUCUAUAACACCAUUUAAGGGUACCGGGAAAUGCACGUAUGCAGGGUGCGUUAGCGAUCUAAAUGUGAUGUGUCCGGUGGGAUUACAGGUCAGGUCGCAUGACAAGCGGCGCGUGGUUGCCUGUAAGAGCGCGUGUUCGGCGUUUAACUCGCCGAGAUUCUGUUGUACGGGGAGCUACGGCAACCCGCAAACAUGUAAACCGACGGCGUAUUCGAGGAUCUUCAAGGUGGCUUGCCCGAGGGCUUAUUCAUAUGCGUACGAUGAUCCGACAAGUAUUGCUACUUGCACCGGAGCUAGUUACUUUCUCACUUUCUGUCCACACCAUUAG